Messenger RNA from Metarhizium brunneum ARSEF 3297, 1641 nucleotides. RefSeq lists its product as uncharacterized. Gene Ontology annotation, biological process: nucleoside metabolic process. The record is from RefSeq and is a predicted model, not a curated record. Lineage: Eukaryota; Fungi; Ascomycota; Sordariomycetes; Hypocreales; Clavicipitaceae. Gene Ontology annotation, molecular function: catalytic activity.
AUGUCAAACCCGUCCAUCGAGGAUUAUACCAUCGGCUGGAUUUGUGCCUUGCAGGAAGAAUAUGAUGCUGCGGCUCGAAUGCUUGAUGCCGAAUUCGACGGCCCAGAUACGGCUGAAGUCAACGACAACAACAGCUACGUGUAUGGUCGUAUCAGUGGGCAUAAUGUAAUCUUGGGAUGCCUGCCGGGCGGCCAGUAUGGCACCAACUCGGCCGCCAGAGGGGGCGCCCCUACCGCGGGAAAGGACAUUCGACUGGGCGAUGUUGUGGUGAGUCAGCCGCAGGGCAAAUUGGGGGGUGUUGUGCAAUAUGAUCUCGGGAAGCGCCUGCCGGGCGGGCGAUUCGAACAGAGCGGGCAGCUUAAUGGUCCUCCGCAGGUGGUGCUUGGGGUUCUCCCAGAGAUGCGACGGCGUCACAACGAUUCGAGGAAGCCUGACAGAAUUGCCCAGCAUGUCAAGCGGAUGGACGAGGAGCCCGACUACCAACGCCCGGCUGACGAUCGAUUAUACCGUGCCGACUACCCUCACCAGGGUGGAGAGGACUGUUCGAAGUGUGAGACGUGUGAGGUGGUGCAACGACCACCACGCUCGAGCAACCGCGUCGUCACCGUUCACUAUGGCACUAUUGCGUCCGCCAACUCGGUCAUGAAGAAUGCCAAAGACAGGGACGAAUACGCCCAGGAUCCAGCCCUGAAUGUCCUGUGCUUUGAGAUGGAGGCUGCUGGUUUGAUGAACAGCUUUCCCUGCCUAGUGAUUCGAGGAAUUUGCGAUUACUCGGAUUCCCACAAAAAUGAUGAAUGGCACAACUACGCAGCCCUCGCAGCGGCGGCAUAUGCACGAGAGCUUCUCUAUAUCCUUAAACCACAAAAGGUCUAUGGAGCCCCAUCAUGGGCCGGCAAGAUGGAGGAACUCCUCGCCGGCAUUCAAGGUCACGUCAUGCACAUGUCGAGAGGUGUUGAUGACCUCAUAUGUCAGAAUCGUGAUCAGGCAGAUGAAACGAUUCUCAACUGGAUCACAAAAAUCGACCACGGCAGUUACCACAGCGACAUUGCAAACAAGCGGCAACCAGGAACGGGCCAAUGGAUUUUGGAGUCUGGGAAAUUCCAGACGUGGCUGAAAACCAGUAAGCAGACGCUUUUUUGUACGGGAGCCCCCGGGGCAGGAAAGACAAUCCUCACAUCCGUUGUGGUCGAGCAUCUCACUACUCGCUCCCAGAGUGACAGGAAUAUUGGCGUUGCCUACCUCUACUGCAACUACAAUCGACAAAAUGAACAGCAACUGAACAGCCUCCUUGAAUGCUUAUUAAAGCAGCUGGCGGAACGCCGACGCUCUGUACCGGAAUGCGUCAAGUCUCUCUACAACUGCCUGAGGGCCGAGCAUAUGCGGCCGUCUGUUGGCCAACUUUCAAGUGCUCUCGAUGCGGUGGUCUCUUUGUAUUCGAAAGUCUUCAUCGUCAUUAACGCACUUGAUGAAUGCAGAAACACUGAUGGCUCCCGUGCAGAGCUGCUAGUGGAAACUGUCCGCGCCCUCCAGAAACCGUGUGGAGUAAACAUCUUUGAGACCUUGGCUUUAGAAACAUCAAGUGCAUGGUAUCAAAUCGUGGAAGCCAAGAAUAUUGUGCCGUGGAGAUGUGGUGACUUUUGA